AUUGAUAGUUUCUUUAAAAUGUAAUAUCAGUUUGAAGCUUAAAUAGCAGAAUGUAAGUCAUCAGUAUUGUUUUGUAAAAAACAUAAUAAUUACUAUUCAUUUUGAAUCACGGAGCUGACUUUAUGGUUGUGAAAAUGUCGUGGGUUGAUCAAAGAAAUCGGCGGAACAGUCCGCUUUCUCCACCAACCACUCCAGAAGAAGACUUCAAAACCAUGGAGCCUGACACACUUAUGGGAGAGCUGGAGAACAUAAGAAGCAUCAUCCUAUUUACUAAAAAGUACAUAGAUGACAUCAAUUCAAGAUUUGCUGGCAUCAAACAUCCACCACCUCUUUACCUCAGUGAAUACCAAGAACUUACGGGCAAGCUCCACAAAUUUGAAGCUCGUGAACAGGAAAUUCUAGAACACCUUGGUGGGGAGGUGCUGAGUAGACAAGAUGAGGCACAAUCUGAGGAAGAUGUCACUUUUGGGUGCAGUGGAGGGAGCCUUGUGAGCAGCGUCAGCACUGGCUACUUUGGGGACACUGAGGCCUCAGAGUUGGGGCUCAGCUACCCCAGUGUAGCUAAUGCCACUCAGAACAGCACCAGCCCUCCACAGCAUGGUGACAGCGGCCAAAUAUACCAGACUGGCAAGCCUCCUCCUCUCUCCUACCAUGCUGGGGAUGAUGCAGCACUACUUGACCCCACCACCCCCACCCCCUCACAAACUGGUGCUGUGAUGUACACGUCAGACGAGGGCUGCGGCAGCGGCAGCAGCAGCCUGCGGUCUACGCCUCAGUCACCGCGUCGUGCCGUCGUCAAGGCGCAUCUUCCCAACCAGCAGCGCACCAUUGUGCAGAUUCAUCCUGGCCGGACGUUGAGAUAUGCGUUAUCUAAAGCACUAAGUCUACGCAAGCUGUCACCUGAGCUGUGCUCUGUCUACAAAGCUCAUCCUAAGGCGCUGCUGUCAUGGGACCAGGACAUCGCUCUCGUUGAGGGCGAUGAGAUCAUCGUCGAGCUCAAGGAGAAGUUCCCCGUCACCACAUCAAUCUCACACAACUUCAUCCGGAGAACUUUCUUCUCGCUGGCAUUCUGUGACAGUUGUCGCAAGUUGCUAUUCCACGGCUUUGUGUGUCGAACCUGCGGCUACCGCUUCCACCAGCGCUGCUCCUUCCACGUGCCAUCUUUAUGUCAAGACCAUCGUAUGACCAAUAAUAUCUACCAGCAUUUACUGGCCCAGCAAAGCAACAACCCUGCUGGUAUUCUCAAUACAUGUACGAGUUACUCAACGUCUUCGGGUUACUAUUACCUUGAUGGUUUGGCUGGCACGUAUAACCUUCACCCCACGACCGGGUCCUCUCGUCACCACCACCACCAACAACAUCACCACCAGCAUCACCACAACCAUCACAUGGAGGCAUCACAAUCUACUAACAUACAUGGGGGAGCUCGGUCUGCUCCGGCGCCUCUGGCUCCCCGAGACAGGUCGUCGUCAGCGCCCAACGUGUGCUGUAAUCUGGUGAACCCUGCCAGCCUCAGCGACGCCUCAUCCCUCGCCCGCCUCAAGACAUACGCGCCUCCCAGCCCAGACGAUCGCAGCAGCGACGGCAGCGAAGGCAGCACCAGCGAAGAAUGCCUCCCUCUCGCCCCCAACAGCGAUCCCCCGACCCCUCUAAACCACUUCCCAUCCCCCUCUACCCCGUCAAACGAUAACGUUUUUUUCUCUUCCACCGCCCCUGUGGUGACAAAACCUUCUUCUCGGUGUUAUAAUUACUUCAAUUUCAGAACACCUAUUCCAACUCCUCCUAUAACUCAGUCGUCAAGUCAUAAUAAACACAAUAAUCCAUUCAGUCCAGGUGCUUCUAGUUCCAUUAUCACCGUCUCUAAUAAUUCCUCUUGUUCUUGUGGAUCUAAAACUCCCAAGAUCAAGAAUAAGAAUAAAAGACACAAGUCCCCCGCGUCUGGCAAAAAGAAUUGCAGGGAUUUCCCUUCAUCCAUCAUGCGUUCACAGUCUUCUCACAGCACCACUAAAAUCUUCAACGGCAACAACAACAAACCAAAUGGUCCCACUAAACAGCGAAAAUUACCGUUCUGUUCGUACGGUAACAGCAAUACCCUCGGGUCGUCGUUCCAAUCUUUAAAUCCGUACAUGAUGUUACCAGGAUACCUGGCGGGCGGUGCCCCUAACAUGGCUUCGUCAGGAGGGGGCAGCCCGCCCCCCUCCUCUGGCCAGGGUUGUGAUGGCACGUCCCAAGGGUCGCACUCGGCCCAGGCCUCCCCCACCAACACACUCAAACAAGUCAGACCCCGGGCUCGGUCUGCUGAUGAGACCGUCUCUGGCAAGAAGAUCAGGCAAUCGUCGUUCAAGGACGCAUCUGCGGAGGACUUCGAGAUCCCGCGCAAGGAGGUACUGGUUGGCAUGCGCAUCGGUUCGGGCAGCUUCGGGACGGUCCAUCGCGGCCACUGGCACGGUCUUGUUGCUGUCAAAACUCUCAAUUUCAAAGACCCGACACCAGCCCAGUACAACGCAUUCAAGAACGAGGUAGCAGUGCUCAAACGCACCCGACACGUGAAUAUUUUACUCUUCAUGGGAUGGAUCAAGACUCCUGAACUUGCGAUCGUGACGCAGUGGUGUGAGGGGUCCAGCUUGUAUAAGCACCUUCACGUUCAGGAGACAAAGUUCCCACUAAAGACGUUAAUUGAUAUCGCGUGCCAGACCUCCCAGGGCAUGGAUUAUCUUCACGCCAAGAAUAUCAUCCAUCGCGACCUCAAGUCUAACAAUAUUUUCCUUCAUGAUGAUUACACUGUCAAAAUCGGCGAUUUUGGUCUCGCCACGGUCAAGGAAGGCCGAUGGAACCAAGAAAGUGGAUCUGGACGGCAGCCGUCCGGCAGUAUAUUGUGGAUGGCUCCAGAGGUUAUUCGCAUGGAGCAAGAGAGUCCGUAUUCCUUCCAAAGCGACGUCUACGCGUUUGGCAUCGUUCUGUUUGAACUUUUCUCAGGUACACUCCCAUAUGCAAACAGCAGCAGCAAGGACCAGAUCCUGUUCCGUGUUGGGUGCGGGCUGCUGCGCCCCGACACAAGCCUCCUGCGCUCUGACACUCCCAAACCCAUCCGCAGACUGCUCAAUGACUGCAUCAAAUUUGCUUAUGAUGACAGACCUCUGUUUCCUCAGAUUCUGGCUAACCUGGAAUCGAUUGUGCGGUCUUUACCUAAGCUACAUCGCUCGGCCAGCGAGCCAAUACUGACGCGUUCCCAUCUCAAUGAUGACUUCAUGUACAUGUGCGCCUCGCCCAAGACUCCCAUGAACACUGGAGGCUUCCUCUUCACCACGGGCAACAUCUAGGAACUUCCUCUGUAGCUCCCAUCAACUAGGGGGCUCAUUUUCACCACAGGCAACACCUAGGAACUUUCUCUGUUGCUCCCAUCAACUGAAGGCUUCCUCUUCACCACAGGCAACAUCUAGGAACUUCCUCUGUAGCUCCCA
Molecule: messenger RNA, 3461 nt
Organism: Hyalella azteca
Lineage: Eukaryota; Metazoa; Arthropoda; Malacostraca; Amphipoda; Hyalellidae
Product: raf homolog serine/threonine-protein kinase Raf
Exons: 16
Coding region: 123-3320 (1065 amino acids)
Biological process (GO): signal transduction; protein phosphorylation
Molecular function (GO): protein kinase activity; ATP binding
Source: RefSeq, a predicted model, not a curated record